AUGGCCAGCCAGAUUGCCGAGUCAAAUGGUGAAUUUUGCUUUGAUCUUUUCCGUGAGCUGAGUCACCCAAAUGUAGAUGCAAAUGUAUUAUUUUCUCCAUUCAGCAUUGUAUCUGCUCUGGCCAUGGUAUACCUUGGUGCAAGGGGCCAAACUGCAUCUCAGGUACAAAAGGUCCUUCAUUUUGACAAAUUUACAGAAUAUAAAAACCCCAAACUGCCUCCGCCCCAGCAGCCUAACCGUGUCCAUUCUGCAUUAGGAGGAGUUCUCUCGCAAAUCAGAGCACUCAACGCUAAUUACACUCUGAGCAUUGCCAACAGACUCUAUGUUGAGCAAUCCUACCCCAUUCUUCCGAAAUAUUUAAAAUGUACUAAGGAACUGUACAGAGCAGGUGUGGAAAAAGUUGACUUUCAACAAUCUUUUGAACAAACAAGACUGGCAAUUAAUGCCUGGGUGGAAAGUCAAACCAAUGGCUUGAUCAAAGAUAUGUUUGCUUCUGGAUCUCUUACUUCCAGAACCAUCCUGGCUUUAGUUAAUGCCAUUUACUUCAAAGGAAAGUGGAAGUAUGAAUUUAAAACACAAGAAACAAAAGAAAUGAUUUUUAUGGUGAAUGAGAAAGUGAACAAAACUGUACAGAUGAUGCACCAGGCCUCCAAUUUAAAUUUUGCAUCCAUAGAGAAGUCCAAAGUUCUAAUUCUUGAACUUCCUUAUGCUAGCAAUGAAAUGAGUAUGAUCCUACUUCUUCCAAAAAACCAUGUUGGCCUACGACAGCUUCAAAGUUUAAUCACCUACCAAAAGUUAGCAAAAUGGAUGAAUUCAAUGAAAAAAAUAAAAGUGGAAGUAUAUAUGCCCCGGCUGAAGAUGGAAGAGAAAUAUAGUCUGACAGGCAUUCUAGGAGACCUGGGCAUAACAGAUCUCUUUGCACCAAUGGCCAAUCUCUCAGGCAUAUCCACUGCAGGAGGCCUGGAUGUGUCAGAUGUCGUUCAUAAGUCUUAUGUGGAAGUUAAUGAAGAAGGCACUGAGGCAGCUGCUGCUACUGGGAUACAGACUCGUCUCACCUCUUAUAUUGUUGUAAAACCUGUUGUAUUCAGAGCUGAUCAUCCCUUCCUCUUCUUUAUCAUUGACAAAAAUACCAACCUGAUUCUCUUUUUGGGUAAAGUCUCCUAUCCUUAA
Molecule: messenger RNA, 1170 nt
Organism: Euleptes europaea (tarantolino)
Lineage: Eukaryota; Metazoa; Chordata; Lepidosauria; Squamata; Sphaerodactylidae
Product: ovalbumin-like
Exons: 7
Coding region: 1-1170 (389 amino acids)
Biological process (GO): negative regulation of endopeptidase activity
Molecular function (GO): serine-type endopeptidase inhibitor activity
Source: RefSeq, a predicted model, not a curated record